Molecule: messenger RNA, 2126 nt
Organism: Nymphalis io (European peacock)
Lineage: Eukaryota; Metazoa; Arthropoda; Insecta; Lepidoptera; Nymphalidae
Exons: 7
Coding region: 187-2049 (620 amino acids)
Source: RefSeq, a predicted model, not a curated record
UUAGGAAUUAAACAUAAUUCUAUUUAUUUUGUUGAUUUUUAAAUUAAAGAACUAUUAUCAUAGUUUAUUUGAAUAGUGUAUUUAUUAUUAUAGUGAACUUUUAGUAAAACAAUGUGUGAUGUGCUUCUAUCUACUAUCUUUGUGAUAUUAUUUUAGUUCCCACAUUUUCAUUCUCAUUUAGAUAUUAUGACACAUCUUUUAAAAAGCGUUUGGCGCAAUGUGCUGAGAGGGAGCCAACUUAGUAAUUCUUCAGUGAGAACUACUAACUUUUCAAAUGUUACAGAGUUGGUGAGAAACAAACCCCCUGAUGCCAUCAUGUCAAGUAUAAGAACGGCCCCAAGUACAUCUGAUGUACUUGCGAUGGUCCAAGCAAAUUUACAACACAUGACCCAUAGACACAUGUUACAAGCUCUCAGAACAUUAUUUGAGCUGCAGAAAGGUAGCAAGUACGGUGAAGGUACAGAUGCAAUCAUUAAAGAUCCAACUUUUAAUGUUCUGUGUCAAAACUUCAAAAAGCACGCGCGUUCUUUAGAAGUGGGCGAAGCAAUUGAAGCAACCAAAGUUCUCUCUUUUCUCAAAGUGCCCGUUGACUCCCUGAUAGCUCAAACUAUGUUACAAAUAAUACGAUGUAAUAUUAACUUAUUAAAUAUACAACAGAUAAUGUUUCUAGACUUCGUUCUGUCACAAUUUCAUAGUAAAAGUCAUUUGGUGGAUGCCCUCAAACUGGCUCUACCCUUAGCUUUCCAAAUCCACCUUCCACUGGAACUCGACAACAAGGACUUGCCCCUUUUAAGGAAUAUGCUGUUGUAUUCCUGUAAUCACAAUCUCCCGGAUCGUUGCAUCAACAACGUAGUCACUGGUCUGCUUCUGAAUGAUCAAGCGAUCAACGCGCAAACAGCGAAAUCUAUCAUAUGGGCCCUUUGUCUUGUAAACUGUACUGAGGAUAAAUUCCCAACCAGGGUACAGUUGUUGCACAUUUGCUGCGACAUAUUAACGCAGUCCAUAGACAGCCUGUCUUACGAUGAAGUUUUGAAAACGGCUGCUAAGUUAAAAGGAAGGAUAUUAGACAAGCAUCCGGAGUAUUAUCACCAGCAGUUAAUUGACGCCAUCGCGGACUACGUCGUGAAGAAUCGCAUACAAUUUGAAAAAGGCUUGUUGGUUGCGCGGGUUCUGUCUAGAAUCGCACACACCCACCUUGGUCUAGUCGAGUACCUCUGCAAUGAAGCCGCUUCCGAGGCUGAAACGUUAUCGAACGCUCGCACCAACAUUUUAUUUGGCUUCAUCAACUGUUUGUCCAAUAAUAACUACACUCCAGAACGCGAACAGUGGAAUCAGCUUAGAAGUCAGAUAUCGCAGAACCCGAUCCUCAACUGUACAAAUGCGUCGUUACCUUGGACUAAAGUGUGUCUCGAACUCGCUUCAUUAGGACAUUACGAAGACAAAGUUCUAGAAAGAGUAUUUUCAAAAGAAUUCCUGGACGAGUUCCUAUCAAGAGAGAAAAAUAUUUUGGACUAUCUCCAACUAUUGACGUUGAACGAGGCUGUCCGGACUUUUCACAGCGAAGAAUAUAAAUUGCCUGAAGAUGUUUUACAGAAAGCAAAAGAUAUGUAUCCGGUUCACACGUUACCAAGUCCAUUAGUAGAACAUUUAGCGCGAGGUCUGGGUGGUCCGAAGUAUGUGGCAAAGAAUGUAGUGUUGCCCAAUGGAAUUAUAGCAGAUAUGGUAGUAUGUAUUAAAGGUGGAUACCCCGUGGAAUUUCAAAUUGCCAGUAGUAAAUUAAAGGUACCGAUAGAAGAACUGAAUAUACCGCAAGGAGCAAUUGUAGUAUGCAUAAUGAAUUUCAAACAAGGUUGCUUCUCAAUGAAUAGCAACCGUCUUCGAGGUUCCUUCCGUCUGAUCGUUGACCUGUUAGAGAAGCAAGGGUAUGCUACGGUUGCGUUCAAUGUCAACAAGUGGCUUAGAACGCCUGUACAUGAACGUACCCCAUACCUCAUACGAGAGAUCGGAUACAAAUGUGGCGAAAUAGGACUCAAAUUGUCUGUGACUUAAUAAUGAUAAACAUAGUUAAUAAAAUUAUAUAGAAAAAUUAUAGUGAUUAAAUGCUGGUCAACUUGUUGAUUUUUUUA